AUGACCCCUGGAGCAGGAGCCGGGGGGCCGUUGGGCACCAGUGGGGGAGGAGGGUUCAAGAAAGGAGGUUUCAAGAGCUCCUUUACCACGGUCAAAGGACCAGUAUCUGCUACUGUGUCUACGAGGAAGAAUGUCCUAGGGGAUGACGAUGACGCCGAUGAAGCGGCGGAAGCGGGUGAAUUGAGCGAAUUUGCUAGGACCAAACCCGGACAGAAUACGGACGCUCAACCCGACAAUGCAGAGAGCGAUACUGACGAGGAGUACACAAGCGGCGGUAUGGGGGCCAGUUACUAUGAUCCCCGAAAACCUACCGACUGCUCGUCACGGUGCCCGGGGUUUCAGCAUGAGCUUACCAUAGCAUGA
Molecule: messenger RNA, 363 nt
Organism: Aspergillus thermomutatus
Lineage: Eukaryota; Fungi; Ascomycota; Eurotiomycetes; Eurotiales; Aspergillaceae
Product: putative C2H2 finger domain protein
Exons: 1
Coding region: 1-363 (120 amino acids)
Source: RefSeq, a predicted model, not a curated record